ACAUAGCAAAAGAAAGGUUUAAAACAGAGAAAACAAUAUGGUUGGUUGGGCAAUUGCUGUUCAUGGCGGUGCUGGUGUGGAUCCUAAUCUCCCACCACGGCGUCAGGAAGAAGCCAAACAACUUCUUACUCAUUGUCUCAAUCUUGGUAUCUCGGCUCUCCGUUCCAAUGCAUCUGCAGUUGAUGUCGUUGAACUUGUCGUGAGACAACUGGAAUCAAACCCCUUGUUCAAUUCUGGCCGUGGAUCCGCUCUGACAGCAAAAGGAACUGUCGAAAUGGAGGCUAGUAUCAUGGACGGUGCCAAGAGAAGAUGUGGCGCUGUAUCCGGUCUUUCCACCGUGAAAAACCCCGUCUCACUUGCUCGCCUUGUUAUGGAGAAAUCCCCUCAUUCCUACCUAGCCUUCUCCGGUGCAGAAGAAUUCGCUAGACAACAGGGUGUGGAGGUUGAGAACAAUGAAUACUUCAUCACUCCUGAUAAUGUUGGUAUGCUGAAACUUGCAAAGGAAGCAAAUACAAUUAUGUUUGAUUAUCGAAUUCCAAUCGCUGGAUACGAAAAGUGUGCUGGACUUGAGAGUUCGGUGAAAAUGAACGGUCUACCCAUAAGCAUCUAUGCGCCAGAGACCGUUGGAUGUGUGGUCGUGGACAGUGAAGGAAGAUGUGCUGCUGCUACAUCAACCGGUGGACUAAUGAACAAAAUGAGUGGUCGAAUUGGUGAUUCUCCACUCAUUGGUGCUGGAACUUAUGCAUGUGAAGUGUGUGGAGUUUCUUGCACCGGUGAAGGUGAAGCUAUCAUUCGUGGCACUCUUGCACGCGAAGUGGCAGCAGUUAUGGAGUACAAAGGUUUGAGGCUUCAAGAGGCUGUGGAUUUUGUUAUCAAACAUCGUCUUGAUGAAGGGUUUGCUGGUCUUAUUGCUGUGUCUAAUAAGGGUGAAGUGGCUUAUGGAUUUAAUUGUAAUGGAAUGUUUAGGGGCUGUGCUACUGAGGAUGGGUUCAUGGAGGUGGAAAUCUGGGAAUGAUGAUAUACUCUACAAUAUAAUGUUUAAUUAUAGCAUAAAGUUGGAUUAAGCUACCCAAUUUAGGUGUUCCCAAUCAAAGUCAUCUAUAUACAUUUCUAUUUUUUUUUUAUUCAAGUAGUUUAUAAAUUACUAGAAUUUUAGAUAAAUAUGUGAAAUGUCUAGAGUUCAAAUCUCGACUUUUGCAUAUAAAAUACGACGUC
Molecule: messenger RNA, 1215 nt
Organism: Trifolium pratense (red clover)
Lineage: Eukaryota; Viridiplantae; Streptophyta; Magnoliopsida; Fabales; Fabaceae
Product: probable isoaspartyl peptidase/L-asparaginase 2
Exons: 4
Coding region: 38-1015 (325 amino acids)
Molecular function (GO): hydrolase activity
Source: RefSeq, a predicted model, not a curated record